CUCACCCCACUAAAACUCAGGCCCCCGCCCCUUCUCUACUCUCUCUCUCUCUCUUUCCCCGUCCUUCGGUCCACACAUGACUGCUCCUCCCAUGCCAUCUUCGAAGGCACUAGCUGCGGCCCAAUACCACAGCAACUCUGUCUCUGAUGCUCCUAGACAGGAAACCAAGGGAGAAAAAUAAAAUUCCAAGAAUGGGCACUUUGAGUCCUUCCAAGCACCACCAUUCUUAUCCUUCUCUUACCAGGAGGCUUCUUCCAUGGACCUUUUAUGUUAUCAUCCCUUUGCUUUUCUUUCGCUUGUACAUCUACCCUCGCCUUCUUCCUCACUCCAACCCCAUUCUCAUCUCCUCUUCUCCCUUCUCUCUUUCUCCUUAUACUUCAGGAGAUGCGGAAACUACUCCAUGUGACUACACAAACGGCGACUGGGUCCAUGACAAUAGGGGCCCUUUGUACAAUGCCACAACCUGCGGUACAAUCAAGGAAGGCCAGAAUUGCAUCGUCCAUGGCAGGCCAGAUAUGGGUUACCUAUACUGGAGAUGGCAACCAAAGCAAUGCAAGCUUCCAAGGUUUGAUUCCAACACAUUUCUUCAACUCCUUAGAAAUAAACAUUUGGCAUUUGUUGGUGAUUCCAUGGCAAGGAACCAAUUGGAGUCACUUCUUUGCAUGCUAGCCACUGCCUCUGCUCCUAAGCUUGUUUAUCGAGAUGGUGAGGAUAACAAGUUUCGCAGAUGGCAUUUUGAUUCUCAUAAUAUCACUAUAUCCUUGUAUUGGUCUCCUUUUCUGGUAAAAGGUAUGGAAAAAUCAAAUGCUGGAUCAAAUCACAACAAAUUGUAUUUAGAUCAUGUUAAUGAGAGGUGGGUAGCUGAUAUGAAUGGAUUUGACUUGCUUGUGCUAUCAAUUGGGCAUUGGUUUCUACAUCCAGCAGUGUAUUAUGAGGGUGAUUCUAUUCUGGGUUGCCAUUACUGUCCUGGUCUUAAUCACACUGAAAUUGGAUUUUAUGAUGUCUUGAGAAAGGCUUUAAAAACUACACUCAGGACUGUAAUUCAGAGAAGAGGGAGCGGUUUUAAUGGCAAUGGGAUUGAAGUAAUUCUUACAACCUUCUCACCUUCACAUUUUGAAGGGGAUUGGGAUAAGUUUGGUGCUUGUCCAAAAAAGAAGCCUUAUCAGGAGAGAGAGAAAUCACUUGAAGGAAUGGAUGCAGAGGUGAGAAAAAUUGAAAUUGAAGAAGUUGAAGCUGCAAAGUUGAGUGCUAUGCAAUUUGAUAAUAUAAGAUUUGAGGCAUUAGAUGUGACCAAAUUAUCGCUAUUGAGGCCAGAUGGUCACCCAGGACCAUACAUGUAUCCAUUUCCAUUUGCUAAUGGUGUAACCGAGCGCGUGCAAAAUGAUUGUGUGCAUUGGUGCUUGCCCGGGCCUAUAGACACCUGGAAUGAGAUAUUACUGCAAGUGAUUAAGAGAUGGGGUAUCAUUCAAUAAGAGAAUGAAUGAUGACAAUAUGUCAACAUAGAGGGAUUGUCUUUAUGCUAAAAUUUUGUGAUCCAUUUGGGUGGUGUUCAUUGCUCUUGAAGAGAGACGAGACAGAUAGGGAAGAAGAGAGGCUAAGUGGUGCCCAGAAGAAUGAUGUUUUGGGAGAAUUUUUUAUUCAUGUAAAAUGUACAAAUGAUGUCAAUGUGAAGUAAAUAUCAAUAAAUGUAUGUAUAAGGAAACCUUGUCUGCAUUCUAAAUAAUUUGGUACAUUCCAUUGUGUGUA
Messenger RNA from Manihot esculenta (cassava), 1746 nucleotides. RefSeq names its product protein ALTERED XYLOGLUCAN 4. The record is from RefSeq and is a predicted model, not a curated record. The coding region runs from base 147 to 1472 and encodes 441 amino acids. Gene Ontology annotation, molecular function: O-acetyltransferase activity. The transcript has 3 exons. Lineage: Eukaryota; Viridiplantae; Streptophyta; Magnoliopsida; Malpighiales; Euphorbiaceae. Gene Ontology annotation, cellular component: Golgi apparatus.